This is a messenger RNA of Parathielavia appendiculata, 1833 nucleotides long. RefSeq lists its product as uncharacterized. Lineage: Eukaryota; Fungi; Ascomycota; Sordariomycetes; Sordariales; Chaetomiaceae. Gene Ontology annotation, molecular function: nucleoside transmembrane transporter activity; symporter activity. Bases 1 to 1833 code for a protein of 610 amino acids. The transcript is spliced from 3 exons. Gene Ontology annotation, biological process: nucleoside transmembrane transport. The record is from RefSeq and is a predicted model, not a curated record. Gene Ontology annotation, cellular component: plasma membrane.
AUGGGGUCUCCCGCGCGCGUCCCGGGCCACGACACCAUCGAGUCCAGCGCCUCAGCAUCCGAGCAGCACCGCCUGGAAAAGCAUUCCAGCUCCGGCAGCAGCGGCCCCGGAGUCGGCAGCGCCGAUGGCAAGAACGUCUCGUUUCCGGUCGAGCAGCAGUAUGGCAUCGACGAGGAGAAGCAGAGCGAGAGGGUCGGCUCGCUCCAGACCAAAUCACGCUCGGAGCGGGAAAGCGGGCCACUCGGCGACAUGUGGCAUCGGCAUUGGAAGAAGUUGGCUCAGCUGGUCUCCUUCAUGGUUUUCACAGCAUGGUGGAUCUACGGCCUCGUCUUCUUCCGCCAUACCAACGGCAAGGGCUGGCUGAUUCCCACCCUGAUCUACAUCGCCCUCCUCCUGCGCCUCUUCUUCUUCUACGUCCCUUCCCGGCUGGUCCUGCGUCCAGUGCGCUUCGUCUGGGUCAAUACCGUCGUAAGGGUCUACGACAUGGUUCCGGCGAAGCUGCACAAGCCCAUCGCCGGCGUCGGCACCUUUGCCGUCUUCCUGAUCGGGAGCUUCGUUCCCGACGAGACGGGGGACAACACGCGCGCGAACCGUGCCAUUUCUAUUUUCGGCUUCAUCGUCUUAUUGGUCAUCCUGACGGCCACCUCGCGCAACUGGCGCAUGAUUCCCUGGCACACGGUGAUUGGCGGGAUGCUGACCCAGUUCAUCAUUGCCGUCUUCGUGCUGCGCACCCAGGCAGGCUACGACAUAUUCAAGUUCAUCUCGGACAUGGCCCGCCAACUGCUGGGCUAUGCGGGCCAAGGCCUCGCCUUCCUGACCGAUGCCGAUAUGGCGGCCAGCCCCUGGUUCCUGACAGGCGUCAUCCCGGCCAUUAUCUUUUUCAUUGCUCUCGUCCAGAUGCUGUACUACGUCGGCUUCCUGCAGUGGUUCAUCGGCAAGUUCGCCGUCUUCUUUUUCUGGAGCCUGCGGGUGUCGGGCGCCGAGGCCAUCGUGGCGGCGGCCACUCCCUUCAUCGGCCAGGGCGAGUCCGCCAUGCUCAUCCGGCCCUUCCUGGACCAGUUGACCAUGGCAGAGAUCCACCAGAUCAUGACGUGCGGCUUCGCCACCAUCGCCGGCUCUGUCCUGGUUGCCUACAUCGGCAUGGGCCUGAACCCGCAGGCCCUCGUGUCGAGCUGCAUCAUGUCCAUCCCGGCCACGCUGGCCGUGUCCAAGAUGCGGUACCCCGAGACCGAGACGCCCACCACGGCCGGCAAAGUCGAGGUGCCCAAGCACGAGGACGACGAGCACACGGUCAACGCCCUCCACGCCUUCACCAACGGCUCGUGGCUGGGCCUCAAGAUCGGCGCCACCAUUGUUGCCUGCCUGCUGACUGUCAUUGCGUUCGUCGGCCUGAUCAACGGCUUGCUGGGCUGGUGGGGUGGCUACUGGGGCCUGUCGGACCCCAACCCGACUUUGAGUCUAGAGCUUAUCCUCGGAUACAUUCUGUAUCCGGUUGCCUGGCUCCUGGGCGUGCCGAACUCGGAUCUCAGGCAGGUUGGUGAGCUCAUCGGCAAGAAGAUUAUCAUCAACGAGUAUGCUGCUUUUAAUGCCCUGGUCACGGACCCGCGCUACGCAGCUAUGGCUGCGCGCUCGAAGCUGAUUGCUACCUACGCCUGCUGCGGCUUUGGCAACAUUGGGUCGCUCGGUAUUCAGAUUGGUGUGCUCUCGCAGAUUUCGCCCCGGCGCUCUGGCGAUGUUGUCAAGGUCUCCGUCUCGGCUCUGUUCUGCGGUGUUUUGUCCACCUUGACGUCGGCUAGCAUUGCUGGUAUGCUGUUCGUUGACGGGAUGGAGUAG